AUGGGCCAUGAGUUCACCGGCGAAGUUGUCAAAGUUGGAUCUCAGGUGAAGCAAUUCAACCAGGGCGAUCGGGUGGUAUCCCCAUUCACUGUCAGUUGUGGAUCGUGCUUCUACUGCGAGCACGGCUUCUCCUCCAGAUGCGCCGAAUGCAAACUAUAUGGUACUACGGUACUCGACGGCGGGCAAGCUGAAUACGUCCGUAUUCCACUAGCUGACUCAACUUUGUUUCGAGCACCUGCUUCUAUUGACGAAAAAAAGUUGGUCUUGAUGGCAGACAUUUUUCCUACUGGCUAUUUCGCUGCUGGGAAUGCUUUCAACGACCUCAGUCAGGAAGACAUUCGCAAAAGCACAGUACUAGUCUUCGGAUGUGGCCCUGUUGGGCUGUGCGCAAUUUUGAGUGCUAUUGAAUACCAACCAAAGAACCUAAUUGCGAUUGAUAGUGUGCCAUCACGGUUAUCAGCUGCAGAGAAAUUGGGGGCGGAGCCGUUUAAUUUUGAACUGAAUGAAAGGGGACUACACCAGAGAGUAAUGGAACUUACAAAUGGUCGAGGUGCAGACAUUGUCAUCGAAGUUGUCGGGCAUAGCAGCGCCUUGCGAAUGGGCUUUGAUCUACUGCGACCUUGGGGUCGUAUCUCAAGUGUCGGGGUUCACAAUCAGGAAAUACCAUGGACUGGAAACGAGGCCUAUGGAAAGAACUUGAGCUUACAAAUGGGAAGAUGCCCUGUCAGAAGCAUUUUCGGUGAAGCUAUGGAUACCUUUGCAAGAAAACAGGAUUCUUUGGACUUCAUGACUCAGGAUAUUCGUCCUCUUUCGGGCGCGGUUCAAGCAUACGACGAUUUCUGCCAAAUGCGGAGUCAAAAGAUUAUCUUUGAAGUUGAAGCUGGCGGACAUAGCUAG
This is a messenger RNA of Penicillium cosmopolitanum, 897 nucleotides long. RefSeq lists its product as uncharacterized. Bases 1 to 897 code for a protein of 298 amino acids. The transcript has 4 exons. Lineage: Eukaryota; Fungi; Ascomycota; Eurotiomycetes; Eurotiales; Aspergillaceae. The record is from RefSeq and is a predicted model, not a curated record. Gene Ontology annotation, molecular function: oxidoreductase activity; zinc ion binding.